CCCAAAACAAACCCCUCACAAAAUCCUUUUUACGACCACGACUGCGAUGAUGUUCACGACCUUCAAGCUCAUGCUGGCCCUCUUCGUUUCGCUGUUCGCCUCCCUCGCCGCGGCUCUGCCCGUCAGCCUAGAGCCCCGCGACGUCUACGUGCCUCCCGUCCUUUACCCUCACGCGGGCACCGUCUGGAAGGUUGGAGCCCACCACAACGUCACCUGGGAUGUGUCCGACCCUCCCGUCAACAUUACCAACAAGUUUGGCAUGAUCGUUCUCGCUAAGAAUGGAAUCGCAUUGGACCUUGACUCUCCCCUUGCCGCGAACUUCUCUAUUCUCGAUGGACGCCACGUCAUCCAAGUCCCCAAAGUGACGCCGGCCAGCGAUUACCAAAUUUUGCUGUUCGGAGACUCGGGCAACCUCUCGCCUGAGUUUACCAUCACGGCCUAAAACAUUAACCAAGGGUCCCGAUGGCCCGACUUGCCGCAACCCCUGACCAGGACGCGCAAGUUCCGAUAUGAUGGACGCUCAACCCAGUUUCGAGGCCGGAAAACAAUCCACGAACUUUGAACGAACUCUCUGUACAAUCAAUGGACCUUCUUACCAGUUCGGACUGCCAUCAUGGACUUGCCGUUAAAUGUACUUUACUCGUAGCAUAUUCGUAGCAAAUCAGCAUCAUAUUCACGAUCAAAUUUCCGUUUUGCCUUC
Messenger RNA from Punctularia strigosozonata HHB-11173 SS5, 700 nucleotides. RefSeq lists its product as uncharacterized. The coding region runs from base 50 to 442 and encodes 130 amino acids. The transcript has 4 exons. Lineage: Eukaryota; Fungi; Basidiomycota; Agaricomycetes; Corticiales; Punctulariaceae. The record is from RefSeq and is a predicted model, not a curated record.